This is a messenger RNA of Ostreobium quekettii, 642 nucleotides long. The record is from the annotation of a GenBank genome assembly. NCBI's taxonomy places the organism in Eukaryota, Viridiplantae, Chlorophyta, Ulvophyceae, Bryopsidales, Ostreobiaceae.
AUGCCGCCCGCAGUGACGGCCUUCGGCCCGCAGACGCUGGCUGCAAUCGUCGUGGCGGCCCUGACCUUUGCGGGCUGGUUCGUGGCGCUGGGAGGGCUGAGCAAGCUGGCGAGCGACUGCGAGAGCGAGCGGGCGGAGGUCAGCUGCGAGAACCUCUUCCGGCCGCACUGGUGGGCCCUCUUCUUCCAGCUGUUCGUGAUGGGCGCCCUGGGGGGCCUGGCAGCGGCCAAGUGGGUGUCCAGGGCCCGCCUGGUGCUCCUGGUCUUCCUUGCCAUCGCGCUGGUGGAGAUGACGGACUGCGCGGAAGUUUUCCUGCGGCUUCGCGACAUCCGGGAGGUCGACAGCACCGUGGAGCAGGCCCUGGCGGAGGGCACCACCAUCCUGGAGGACCACGAGGAAGCCGCGGAAGCAGCAGCGGCCGGGUUCAUCAUCCUCACUCUCGUCAACUUCGUGGCCAUUCUGCUGGUUGGCCUGGAGGGCAUAUGGGACGGAUGCCCGUUCAGGAUCCAUUUUUCGACGCCCUUCAACAGGGGGGUCCCACAGCAGGCCGCCCCCCAGCCCACGCCCACGGGGGGCAAGCCGCCGCCCGGGUCCACACAGCCGCCCGACGCGCCCAUAGCCGUGGAGUCCAUCACUGCCUGA